AGAAUAUUGGAAUUGACCUAAACUGAAACUUCUCACUGCAGGUGACUAGCAUGCAGAUACCCUUGCUCUGACUUUCUGCCCCUCCACUGACAUGGCCCACCGGGGUGGGGAGAGGGACUUCCAGACUUCAGCUCGACGCAUGGGCACCUCGCUGCUCUUCCAGCUUUCAGUGCACGAACGGGAGCUGGACCUGGUUUUUCUGGAUCAUAGCUAUGCCAAGCCUUGGAGUGCCCACCCAGAUGCCAGUAGUGCCCGCCCCACCCGCAUGCUCUUUGUCACUCCCCGGCGGCAGCACGAAAGUACCAUAUGAUUGUUAAAUACCUGUGAAGUAUGUGUGGCCCGGUCCUAUUUCCUCACCUGUUUACAGUGAAUCAGAUGUCCCAAUAGAUGUGGAGACGGUCAUGUCAACGCCUAUGCCACUCUAUGACAAUCAGAAGGCACGCAGCGUGAUGAAUGAGUGUGAACGGCAUGUCAUCUUUGCCAGGACUGAUGCAGAUGCCCCUCCUCCACCAGAGGACUGGGAGGAACAUGUCAACAGGACUGGCUGGACAAUGGCCCAGAACAAGCUAUUCAACAAGAUCCUCAAAGCCCUGCAGUCUGACCGGCUUGCCCGCUUGGCCAACGAAGGGGCUUGUAAUGAGCCAGUGCUGCGCCGUGUUGCUGUGGACAAGUGUGCAAGGAGAGUGCGGCAAGCUCUGGCAAGUGUGAGCUGGGACACCAAGCUGAUCCAGUGGCUGCACACCACCCUCGUGGAGACCUUGAGUCUGCCCAUGCUGGCAGCCUACCUGGAUGCUUUGCAGACGCUGAAGGGGAAGAUCCCAACCUUGAUUGACCGGAUGCUUGUGUCAUCCAACACGAAGACUGGGGCUGCAGGAGCUGAGGCCUUGUCUCUCCUACUGAAGAGGCCUUGGGACCCUGCUGUGGGCGUGCUUUCUCAUAACAAACCAAGCAAACUCCCUGGCUCUCCACUGAUUCUCAUCGCCUCCUCUGGUCCCUCCAGCUCUGUGUUUCCCACUUCACGCCGCCACCGCUUCUGGCAGUCUCAGCUCUCCUGCUUAGGCAAGGUCAUCCCUGUAGCCACCCAUCUGCUGAACAAUGGCAGUGGGGUAGGAGUUCUACAGUGUCUUGAGCAUAUGAUUGGGGCAGUGAGAAGCAAAGUGCUGGAGAUUCACAGCCAUUUCCCACACAAACCCAUUAUCUUGAUUGGCUGGAACACAGGAGCUUUGGUGGCCUGUCAUGUGUCAGUGAUGGAGUAUGUCACCGCAGUUGUCUGCCUUGGGUUUCCUCUGCUUACCGUGGAUGGCCCCAGAGGGGAUGUAGAUGAUCCCCUCUUGGAUAUGAAGACUCCGGUCCUCUUUGUCAUUGGUCAAAAUUCCCUUCAAUGUCACCCUGAAGCCAUGGAGGACUUCCGGGAGAAGAUUCGAGCUGAGAACAGCUUGGUGGUGGUUGGGGGAGCUGAUGACAAUCUCAGAAUAAGCAAAGCAAAGAAGAAAUCAGAAGGGUUGACUCAGAGCAUGGUGGACAGAUGUAUUCAGGAUGAGAUUGUGGACUUUCUGACCGGAGUGCUCACUCGUGCUGAGGGUCACAUGGGCUCUGAACCUCGGGAUCAGGAUGCUGAGAAGAAGAAGAAGCCCCGCGAUGUGGCCCGCAGAGACUUGGCCUUUGAAGUCCCUGAGCGGGGCAGUCGACCUGCCUCCCCAGCUGCCAAGCUGCCCGCCUCACCCUCAGGCUCAGAGGAUCUCUCCAGUGUGUCCAGCAGCCCCACCUCCAGUCCCAAGACCAAAGUGACUGCGGUGACCUCUGCCCAGAAGUCCAGUCAGAUUGGAAGCUCUCAGCUGCUGAAGAGACAUGUGCAGCGGACAGAAGCUGUGCUGACCCACAAACAAGCUCAAGUUCCCAUUUCAUCAGAACCACCGGAGGAAGGAGAGAAAGAGGAUCUUAGGGUUCAGCUGAAGCGACACCAUCCCUCGAGUCCCCUUCCUGGCAGUAAGACCUCCAAGCGACCAAAGAUCAAGGUGUCCCUUAUCUCCCAAGGGGACACAGCUGGAGGGCCUUGUGCUCCUUCCCAAGGAAGUGCUCCAGAAGCUGCAGGUGGGAAGCCCAUCACCAUGACACUGGGGCAGGCUUCAGCAGGGGCCAAGGAGCUCACAGGACUUCUCACCACAGCCAAGUCCAGUUCUUCUGAAGGUGGAGUCUCAGCCAGCCCAGCCCCUUCAGUGGUCUCCAGCAGCACUGCACCCAGUGCCUUGCACACACUGCAGAGCCGCCUGGUGGCCACCUCUCCUGGCAGCUCCCUCCCAGGGGCCACAUCAGCCAGCAGCCUCCUCCAAGGCCUCAGCUUCAGCUUACAGGAUAUCAGCAGCAAGACCUCUGGCCUUCCAGCAAAUCCCUCCCCAGGACCAGCCCCACAGGCCACCAGUGUGAAGUUGCCCACCCCCAUGCAGAGCCUGGGUGCCAUCACCACGGGCACCAGCACCAUUGUCCGUACCAUUCCUGUGGCCACCACUCUCUCCUCCUUGGGUGCCACUCCUGGUGGGAAGCCCACAGCCAUCCACCAGCUGCUGACCAAUGGGGGCCUCGCUAAGUUGGCAAGCAGCCUCCCUGGCCUGGCUCAGAUCUCUCACCAAGCAUCAGGCUUGAAGGUCCCCACCACCAUUACUCUGACACUUCGUGGCCAGCCGAGCAGGAUCACCACACUGAGCCCUAUGGGCUCAGGAGCAGCCCCAUCCGAGGAGCCCUCUUCCCAGGUGCUGCCCUCCAGCUCACAGCGCCUGCCUCCAGCACCCUGAAGAUGCUGUGUGAUAUGUCCGCCUUACCAAGUUGGUGAUGGCUGCCUCAUGGUGGGCCCUGGGCACGUGUGUGGUCCUGCUGAGCCGUCCACGUGUCUGAAGACCUCUUUAAGACAGUCAUUUUUGCCUCUCCGCCAACUGUCUUCAGAGUUGGGCUGUUGAGUCUUCAGAGAAACCAUUAGGUUAGGUGAUAUGGUGCCAGCAAGGGAAGGGGAAGCACCAUCGUCCAGGAUCUGCAGAUCUGGUUCCUGGGAUCCCCAGACUCCUCAGCAGAUCUGGCUGUACCUGGAUCAGAGCCACUUCUUCCCCCGCUAAAGCUGUGGUUUGACCCAAGGGUCAGUAUAUAGGACUGCCUGCUGCAUUUAAUGAAGGUUUUUCCUUUUGGAAGUCUGUGCUACCCUCUGCGCCCAGCUGGGAGGAGACAUCCAUCUGGUCUGGGGUUUCGGGAGUUAGAAUGGAAAGCCUUUGCUAAAGACUGGAGUCAUCUGACCUGCCAACUGGUGGUUCAGAGCCGGAAGGGCUUGUUUAGGUCGUCACUGUUGCCUUCAUCAGCAGCCAUGGGAGAGUGCUCCCCAUGCAACCCCACCUUAGAAACCACGUCAUGCUGAGUAGCUUGCUGACACCUGAAACUUCUGGUUUUUGUUAGUGUCACAGUGAAGGCAAAGAGAACUGGGCCGUCAUCUUUCAGCCUCGUUGACUUACUCUAGAUGUUGGGAGCGGUGGAUGCCAGGUGAAACCUGGCCCCUUUGUCCUUUUCACCGUGCUUUGGGCAGUUUCUGUAUCCAGAGAGUACGGAGGUUCAGGUAAGCUGAAGAGGAGGAGUAGAACCGCAGAGGAAGUGGCUCGAAGGACAUGCCAGUAAGCCCGGUGGUUUGUGCUUAGGUCUCUGCUCCGCCACCCAAGGAACUAGUGAUUCAGCUGGAGAUAAAAAGAAGAAUUUGCCAAGUCAGAGAAGAAACCCUAACCCUGGAAAAUCCUCUGUCUCCAGUCUCUGGAGGGAAGCAGGGACAACAAGCUAAGGUAGUAUCUUGGCCAUCCCAGAAAACUUGUGGCAUUAGGAUGAUGAAGGCCAUGCUUCAGUGUUUUCGUUUCUAUUUCAUGAGACUUUUUGUCUUUCUGCUUACAAGUGGGAAGAUGAUUGACAGUGACUCUACUAUGCAGGGCUGUUGGUACCAACCUGAGCCCUAUAGGUGGCAAUCCCUGGAGAAGUGGUCACAGAAGAUGGAGCUCUGAUCCCCUGCUUACCUCUUCCAACACUUGUGUGCAAAGAUAGUUUUAGAUUUGGUUUAGGAGCCAUCCUCCAGAACAGGCUCCCAUACUUAGAAUGUUUCUAGUUAAGGUAAUAAAUUAGGCAACCCAAGUGUGACUCUACUCAAGUGUCCUUUUCUGUAGGCAGGAAGGGCCUACGAUGUGGCUUAAAUAAUAGUCCGUGGUCCUGACCCACAGUACAGUGUGUAUCUACACCGGGCCACCUGUGUUCAAUCUGGGAGCCUUCCUGGCCAGUCUGAGUGGCAGCCAGAAGGGAGCUCAUAGUGUCUAGGAGUCUCAGGCAAGGUGGGUCAGGGUACUGUGGGCAGGGGGGAUGUGUGUGAUAGGAGAGGGUACCCUAAACACCAUGCCUUCCCUCCCUGACCUGAAAAGCUGAUCUCAACAGGGAUUCACACAGAAUUAGGCUGUGUUUUUGCAUUAGCUGGUAGGUGACUUUCUCAAAAUUCUUAAAUUCAGGAAGUAUUUAGUAAACUUGAGGAAGGUAUGAAAUCUGGAGGAGGCAUCCAGGACCCAGGGGUUUGAUAGCUUUACAGGUAGGAUCAUACCACACCAAAAGAGCAGUGGGCAGUGAGACUAUAUAAGCUGUAUGAAGCUUUUAGGAAUCAUUUAGGACAGACAGAGCCCUGAACAACCCGUUCAUGACUUAAGUUGUUGGCUCAGUGUAUGCUGGGGACAAAGAAAAACUAACAAGCUGACCUGCCUUUAUGGUAAAUUCUAGUGUGCUUGCAAGGGAUGACUUCCUGAGGUGUGGUCUAUCCACCUUGAAGAACUUCACAACUGAAGAAGGGGAGCUGUGAGAACAUGGAUUGUUCUACACCUUGGACAGGGUAACAGAGGAAGUGGCUGAGGCCUAGAGUCAUGUUUUCCAGUUCCCUUCGCAAACUGUAUUUCUUGGAACGCAAAAGGAAGGUUUACCUAUUUCCUAGAACACCUGGAAUCCAUAACCUCAGAAAGUGAUACUAUUGGCAGAAAAUGUGGAAGGAUCAGGAAGGUCUUAGAUUCUUGGAUGACAGAUGUAUGUUGAUGCCCUGUGGAGAUGUCCUUGUACUUUGAGGUCACUGAGGCAGGAAGACCUGUCUGCUCUUGGUCUCACCACUAGAACAGUCUUGGGUUGGAUGAGUUAUAGAGCUGAGGGGCUGUGAUGGUUCUGUUCUUACAUUAAACAAUUAAAAACACCAAAAACAACA
Mandrillus leucophaeus (drill) is the source of this 5245-nucleotide messenger RNA. RefSeq names its product KAT8 regulatory NSL complex subunit 3 (gene KANSL3). The transcript has 20 exons. Gene Ontology annotation, biological process: positive regulation of transcription by RNA polymerase II. The record is from RefSeq and is a predicted model, not a curated record. Bases 402 to 2789 code for a protein of 795 amino acids. Gene Ontology annotation, cellular component: NSL complex. NCBI's taxonomy places the organism in Eukaryota, Metazoa, Chordata, Mammalia, Primates, Cercopithecidae.